Molecule: messenger RNA, 1762 nt
Organism: Zophobas morio
Lineage: Eukaryota; Metazoa; Arthropoda; Insecta; Coleoptera; Tenebrionidae
Product: dynein regulatory complex subunit 2
Exons: 6
Biological process (GO): axonemal dynein complex assembly; cilium-dependent cell motility; regulation of cilium movement
Cellular component (GO): axonemal dynein complex; axoneme
Source: RefSeq, a predicted model, not a curated record
AUGGGUGGUAAAAAGAAAUCUCUGGCCAACCGUCUGGCCAAAAUGAGCGAUGAAGAAAGGGCCAGAUAUCUUCAACACAAGGCUGACAUUGAAGAAGAGGCGAAACGUCGCAAAGAACAACUGAUUGCGAUCUUCCUGAAGAACAAAAUCAAACGAGAAGAUGGCUUUUCGAGGCUCAAUUUGGCCAAAAUCAACCAACAGUGGCACCAGGUUUUGCGGCUGAACAAAUGCAAAGAAAUGCGGGAGGAUGUUGAGCAUAUGAAGAAAUAUAUGGGGAGAGCUCUAGACUACAAAAAUCGGACUAUCAAGAAACUGCUACAAGAGUUGGAAAUGGCGGAGGAGCAAUAUUGUCACAAUUUUCAGGCACAUUUUACCCAUAUUGACCAAAUAAUCGCUUCUCAUUCGAAAUAUAUGGAUUUGAUGGAAGAGCAGUAUCAGAUAGACUUGGAGAAUCUUCUGGAAACUAGUGCCAAAGAACAUGAUGAGCUUGUGGAAAAGAGCACGUGUCAGCAUGAGCACCUCAAAACUGUUAUUUUUGGACAACAGUCGCAAGCUAGGAGGAGUGCGAGUGUCAAUAAAGAGAGAUUUUUGAAGAAAAAGGAAGAUCUUACAAGCACGUUCCGGCUUCAGUUGGACUCCUAUAUCAAACAACGCGAGAGCCGCUGCGGCGCCCUCUGGAGACAAAUAGCAACAGUAAUAAAGUCCCACGUGUCCCAAACAGACGCAAGACGUCUACAUCUUGCAGAACUAAAACGACUAGACGCCGAGAGCGCUGCAGAGAUCGCCAGCAACCAGGAGCGCAUAACAGCGCAGGAGGUAAAGACAGUGCAAAAAUUAUUACUUCCUCACCGGCUUACAAUUUUCUCACGUUUAUGAGAAGAAAUUAAAUCCCUCAACCACCACUUCCACUCCCUCGUCGCCAAGCGCACCGAAGCCCUCCACCACCUCCAGGAGAAAAUCAAAGAAGAAACGUCCAAGUUCACCUCAAUCCGUCAACAAUUUCGCAAGGAGUCCGAAAAGGACGAAAAACGCAUCAUUCUGCUCACCCACAAGUCGACCCAAGCCAUCGACUUUUUGCAAAAGCUCGCAACUAGAGGCGAGCAGAUCCGAAACCUGAUGAUGACUUGCCGCAAGUUCGAAACGGAGCGCGAGCAAGUCACCAAGUGGUUGUCUCUGGAGCCGGUGGGCGACGUGAGCGUAGACGAAGAGGAGGAAGAGGAGAUGAAGAGGAGGACUUCUGCGAAGAGCGAAGAUGGGGAAGAAAUGGUGAAGAAGGUGGUGAUUUGUAGGAAGUCGCCGCCGGGGUCGCCGGGGUCGAGUGGUGGUUCCUCCAAGGAGGGGGAUAUUGUGUUGAGGGAGUUUGCGUUGCUGGAGUGCAUGGAGAGGUUCUGGGUGAUUUAUAGUAAGGUGGAUGUGGAGUAUAUGGAGAUGAGGCAGGAGAAGAGGAUGUUGUUGGGGCAGAAUAAGCACUUUAGGGGGAUGAUUAGGGCGGUGCUGGAGGCGGCGGCGUUGGAUCAGACUAAUCCGACGAGUAAGGUGUCGACGAGGGUUGCUUCAAAGAAAAGUAGGGAGCCCCAGUCCGCACCGUUGAGGCGGAUUCUGAUUUAGAAUGGUUCAAAAAGCAACUUUGACCAUUUUUUCAGAAAAUUUUUGAAAAUUAUAGACUUAUUUUUUACGUUUAUUUGAACAGAUAUUGUGACGGCGAUUUCAGAUACUUUAUUAGCGGAAGACAAUCUUCAAGUUGACACGAAUUUUCAGUCGA